AUGCCCAAUCGUAGAGUCCGUCGUGGCCGGGCCGCCCAGCAAUGCUUCUGGCGAUCAUUUGAUGCGACCCAACGCGCCACACUUCUGCGAGCGACCAGAUCUGACGGCGUUGUGCUGAGGCACCCGACCGACACCAGCCCGGACAACAUGUGCGAGAUGGUCCCCGAGUGCAAUCUCCGCGACAUGGCAGAGUCCGGGCCCGACUUUUUCCUCGACCUCCUCAAACACCGCGCAACCACAACUUUAUUCCAGCAGUACUUCAACGGACCCGAUGGCGGCCCAGGAGACCAUGCCGUCAUCAUAAAGAUACUGAGAACUCGGAACCUUCUCCACGGGCUGCGGUACCACACUUGCUUCACCUUGUUCUCACUCGGAGGAUUUAUCCUGGGGAGGCAACUAGGCAUAACCCAGCUCCUCAUCAUGCUCAUCAGCGGUAUCCUGGACCAGGGAUCCAAAACCAGGGCCAAAAAUGAACCGCCCGCGAUUCCCGACAAGGGGGCAUCGGCUGCUCUGGCCAAGUUGACCAUUACAGAUGAAGAUCAGUCAUCUCCCCCGGAGAUUGUUCUCGCAGACUUGAUCACCAGCACCCGAGAGCACAAGGAGACAUUGGACGAGCUGCUCAACCUCGUCUGCACCGAGCCCGUUGUGCUCGCCCACGCCGUCGACACACGGUUCUUCACCCAGCCCGAGCUGCUCCCCGACGAAAAGGGCGUUUGGCUUCCAUUCUUCACCGACCGGUACAUCAGCGGCAUUAUCCUCGAAACCAUCCAUAUUGCCGUUCAGCAUGUGGCGAUUUGGGACUACCUCUGCCAACUCCUCGAGCUCUUCGACAAGCGAGCAACAAACGAUGAACUCUACCACAGUAUUCUUCUUCAAGAGCUUGCCAGCCUUUGUGAUCUAGAGUUUACCCGCGCGCAGGGCCUGUCCAGGCGCCAUCUCCAAGCCGGAAGCGGCAAAAGGUUUUCCAAGCGCCAGCCUGAUAGACACGACAAGGCUGGGAACGCCCUCGUGUCCAUGAACUGCAACAUGAAAAAGCUUGCCAAGACAGAUACACAGCUGUUCUACAUGAUGCGCCUCUGCAGUCCCGAAACAACCCCCAGGAAGCUGGCGAUUAGCAAGGAAGUCGAGGGGCUGGGCGAGCUUAUUAUCAUCACCAGCUUCAUCCAGGACCUUCGGUCCGUCGCAUCGCUCCCGCCCCUGUCCGCUAAAAGGGGGCGGCUGUUUUUGUCGCGCCUGCAAGACCUCAAUAUCGAAGUGUCCCAGCUCAAGGGCCAAAUUGACCUUCUUGAGUUUGCGGCUCCCAUCCGCAACCUCCUCGAGCCAGGGAUGUCCGAGGCCGCAUUGAAGAAGCUAGAUCAGUUUGUCAUAGACAAGCUCGGCACCAAAAUCGGUUUCCUUUACGAAGACAUGGUGCUUGAAAGCCUCGCCGCCCUCGAAAAGCAGUACCAGGUAGCCAAAGCGAAGCUCGACGAACAACGGGCAAAAGCAGCCACACAACACCGGGAACCCCAGAUGAUGGACUGGGAACCCACCGCUGCACCCCCACCUCAAGAAGAGCGCAUCAAACAACGGAAACAAAAGGAAAAGACCCGUCCGGCCCACUCCUCCGUCUACGACAUCACCAACCCCCAACCUCCCACCCUCGACAACACCAAGUCCACCUCCCAAACCCCCUCCCCGGAACCUAUCCCCGUCUCGUCCUCCACCGCCGCCGUCUUCUCCACCUUCUUCGACAGAUCCCAAUCCCGCGGUUCCGUCGAAUGGUCCGCCUUCGUGGCCGCCAUGGCCGAUCUAGGGUUUUCCGUCACCCCCAGGUUCGGAUCUGUCUACACUUUUACUCCUCCGGCUCUUUCCAAGCAGGCCUCAAAGCUAGGCUCAGACGUGAAACGCCCGCUUACCCUCCACCGACCACAUCAAUCACGGAUUGAAGGGUAUUCACUGUUGAUCUUUUCGCGGAGACUGAAGAGGGUGUAUGGAUGGGGGGAGGGGACGUUUGUGGUGGCUUAA
Dichotomopilus funicola is the source of this 2007-nucleotide messenger RNA. RefSeq lists its product as uncharacterized. The transcript is spliced from 4 exons. NCBI's taxonomy places the organism in Eukaryota, Fungi, Ascomycota, Sordariomycetes, Sordariales, Chaetomiaceae. The coding region runs from base 1 to 2007 and encodes 668 amino acids. The record is from RefSeq and is a predicted model, not a curated record.